AUGAACAUGUGGAGUGCUUAUGUAUUGGUCGCUGCAAUGAUUGUGCGUAUCUCUAUGGCUGGUAUGAGUUCAGAUUGCAAUUGCUGGGAGCAUGUGUACUUGCGAACUGCAUGUUCCUAUGGUGGAUACUUGGACGAAUUCACUUGUAAUGCUGUCAACUGUUGCUAUGACGACUCGACGUACGAAAUGCAGCUUCGACCCCGUCCGCUAUGUUAUGAAAAAAGAGGAACAUGUCCAGCGGAUGAACAAUGCCUCGUCCCUGGUUUACACCGAGACGUGUGCGGUCAUCGUGCUUUAGAUCGAAACCCGUGUGAAUUUCGAGGUUGUUGUUUCGACCAGAGCCAAUACCCGAUGUGUUACCGCCCAAAACCACUACCAACAACAACAACAACAACAACUCAAACCACAGUUCAGCCAAUCACAACAACAACAACAAGACGAAUCAUUUCAACAACAGCAGGAACAAACACCUUUAAUGGCGGUCCGUUUGGAUUUUUCCAGAUCGGUUCCAUUGUGUUUUACUCGCAAUGUCCGAGUAAAAAUGGAACAGAAUGUGGAACAAAUAUUACUGCAAGAUCGUUCUGCAACAUAAACCAUUGCUGUUGGAAUGCAAAUAACACUGGGACAUCCAUGUCGCCGUGCUAUCGACCGAAUGUUUUUGUGAUACGAUGGCCGACCGCCGCUCAGUGGUCUGCUUGGAGUUUGUGGAGCCUUUGUAAUAACGGCAACUGCGGUUCUGGUCUGCACUCACGGAAUCGAACUUGUGUACUUACGACAAGUGGGGACGUAACUGGGUGCGUGGGAAACGGUAUCGAGUUAGCGAACUGUUCGAAUCCUUGCCCGCCGACGUGGGGGGCGUGGUCACAAUGGGGCGCAUGCUCAAACAAUUGUGGGCUCGGAGUAAUGAAAAGAACAAGGGAUUGCGUCCAGAAAGACACAGUAGUGGAUAGUAUUCGUUGCCCUGGGAGGCGAUUUAGCGUUUACGAUACAGCAUCGUGUAAUAUAGAUCUUUGUUCAACAUGGUCGAAUUGGGUCGACGGAGACUGUACUGUAACUUGCGGUCUUGGAAUUAUGGCUCGGUCAAGAACCUGUACAUCAGAGGGCAAUCGCGGGAAUUUGCUCUCUGCCUCAUGCAGUGAAAGUUUUACCGCGUGUCAAUUGCUGCCUUGUCCUAUCGACCCAACCCCGAUAUCCAUAGUCGGUGUAUGGGGACCUUGGUCUCUUUGGAGCAAAUGUUCCGAGGACUGUGGCUCGGGUUUACGUAACAGAUUCAGGCAAUGUUACAACACUGUCACUGGGGCUUUGCUGCGGGCUGAAGAUGGACACUGUACGGGCGGUAUAUUUGCUUCAACCGAGACGGAAUUUUGUAAUGGUGGCUACUGUUCUGCAUGGUCAACGUGGUCUGCUGUGUCCACUUGCACUGUACCGUGUGGAGGCGGAACACGAAGGGAAUCUCGCACGUGUCUGAUGUCUCCAACUGAACCAGCACCCGAGGUUUGCUCAAUGCGCUCUAUCUCAUGCCAAGAAGACCCUUGCACUUUUCGUUGAUGUACAAGGAGCAUCCGAUAAUUAAUACACCUCAGAGUUCCAGAACCGAAUACAUCAAUGCAAGUCCGUAUUGGUACAAGCAUUAUCAUGAAAGACUUUGUGAAAACCCAUUUCGGUUAAGUUCACACUGACACAAGUUAACAA
Ciona intestinalis (vase tunicate) is the source of this 1692-nucleotide messenger RNA. The record is from RefSeq and is a predicted model, not a curated record. NCBI's taxonomy places the organism in Eukaryota, Metazoa, Chordata, Ascidiacea, Phlebobranchia, Cionidae.